AUGUUUAAUCGUACUACACAAUUAAGAUCUAAGCACCCCUGCUCCGUGUGCACGAGACGAAAAGUUAAAUGUGAUCGUAUGAUACCAUGCGGAAACUGCAGGAAGAGGGGACAGGACUCUGAAUGUAUAAAAUCAACAAAACUGAUGGCGACCUCCUCCUCAGAGGAAUAUCUUCCUGAUCUAUUACUAUUUUGGCAAAACUAUGAGUAUUGGAUAACAAACGUUGGGCUAUACAAAACGAAGCAAAGGGACCUUUAUAAAAUACAAUCUAAUUUGGACGAAGACAUCAAUGAAUGCAGAUUUUGGAUGGAUUAUCUCCAAAAAGAUCAGUCGUUUCAACUGAUGAACUUUGCUAUGGAAAAUCUAGGUGUCUUGUAUUUUGGGUCCAUUGGAGAUAUUAGCGAACUAUAUCUGAGAGUAGAGCAAUACUGGGAUAGAAGAGCGGACAAGAAACACAGUGUGGAUAGUCAAUACUGGGAUGCAUUGAUAUGGUCCGUCUUUACCAUGUGCGUUUAUUAUAUGCCUGUUGAAAAGUUGGAAAAAAUAUUCUCUUCAUAUCCCCUUCGUGAUCAUUUGGGUAGUGAUGAAAGGCUGAGCUGGAGUGAUAGUAUGCAAUUAACUAUGUACCAAAAAUUUGCACGCUGCUCUCUUCUGCAACUAAAAGAAUGUGAUUUCAUGGCAUAUCCAGAUAUAAGGCUUAUUCAAACAUAUCUGAUAUUAGCUACUACAACCUUCCCAUAUGAUGAACCGUUGUUGGCGAAUUCGUUAUUAGCACAGUGCAUUCAUACUUUCAAAAAUUUCCAUGUUGACGACUUUAGGCCCUUACUUAAUGAUGAUCCCGUUGAGAGCAUAGCGAAAGUAACCUUGGGGAGAAUAUUUUACCGGCUAUGUGGAUGUGACUAUCUUCAAUCGGGGCCACGCAAACCAAUUACACUUCAUACCGAAGUAUCCUCUUUACUACAACAUGCUGCGUAUUUACAAGAUUUACCUAAUGUCGAUGUUUAUAGAGAAGAAAACAGCACAGAAUUGCUAUAUUGGAAAAUCAUGUCAUUAGAUAGAGAUUUAGAUCAAUAUUUGAACAAGUCAUCCAAGCCGCCCUUGAAAACAUUGGACGCGAUAAGAAGGGAGCUCGACAUUUUUCAAUACAAGGUAGACUCAUUGGAAGAAGAUUCUAGAUCAAAUAAUAGCAGGUUUGAAAAAUUUAUUGCGCUCUUUCAAAUAUCUACUGUUUCAUGGAAAUUAUUUAAAAUGUAUCUAAUAUAUUACGAUACCGCAGAUUCACUGCUAAAAGUUAUACACUAUUCUAAAGUAAUCAUCAGUCUUAUUGUUAAUAACUUUCAAGUGAAAAGUGAGUUUUUCAAUAGACAUCCAAUGGUACUUCAAACCAUCACGCGGGUGGUAUCUUUCAUGUCCUUCUAUCAAAUAUUUAUGGAAUCGAACGCUGUCCAAGAACUUUUAGUAGAUCUAACUGAACUUAUUGCAAACCUGCCUUUUAUAUUUGGUCCAAAAUUAGAUAAAAUAACUUACCUAAUCGAAAGGUUCAAUAAAUUAAAACAAUUAUGGGACAAGGUACGACUCCUUGACUCGGGUGAUUCAUUCUACCACCCUGUUUUCAAGAUUCUACAAAAUGACAUCAAGAUAGUUGAACUGAAGAAUAAUGAAAUGUUUUUCCUCAUUAAAGGGCUAGGGUCUUUGGUUCCAUUAAACAAACUUAGAGAAGAAUAUCUGUUUGAGGAAGAUGGUGAAAACAGUAAAGAACCUGGUGACUUCAGAAUUAUUGUAGAAGAGUUCCAAUCCGAAUAUAGCAUCACUGAUAUUCUUUCCUAA
Molecule: messenger RNA, 1827 nt
Organism: Saccharomyces mikatae IFO 1815
Lineage: Eukaryota; Fungi; Ascomycota; Saccharomycetes; Saccharomycetales; Saccharomycetaceae
Gene: CEP3
Product: Cep3p
Exons: 1
Coding region: 1-1827 (608 amino acids)
Biological process (GO): regulation of DNA-templated transcription
Cellular component (GO): nucleus
Molecular function (GO): DNA-binding transcription factor activity, RNA polymerase II-specific; zinc ion binding
Source: RefSeq, a predicted model, not a curated record